GAAAAAUAUUCAUAUACAGAAAUUGUAUAAAAUUGUUUUAAAUGUCAAUUGCUAGGCUGGCCAGCAUUUUCGAAAAUUAUUCAUAGCAGCACACCAGCAAAAGCCAAAGGCCACACAACGAGCUACAAAUGUCGAAUUGUGGGGGUGUUGGUGGUGGUGGCGGCGGCAGCACUGGCGGCGGCGGCGUCGGCGUCAGCGUCUCGGCUGGCGAUUGGAUUUGCCCAGAUAUUGACUGUCGUCAUUUGAACUUUGCGCGUCGCCUGCAAUGCAAUAAAUGCAACCGCGAACGCGAAAUUAGCAACAAUGAAAAGCCAGACAGGGACAGAGAUCGGGAUCGAGAUCGAGGCAAUGGCAGCAGCGGCGGCAGCAGCAGCAGCUCCUCCAAAAAGAAACUGGGCACAGAGAUUGGCAAAGUAGCCGCUGACAAGUCGCGCGGCCUGUUCAGCGCCGAGGACUGGCAGUGCAGCAAGUGUGCCAACGUCAACUGGGCGCGACGCCAGACUUGCAACAUGUGUAAUGCACCCAAAUUCACGGAUGUCGAGGAGCGCACAGGCUUUGGCGGCGGCUACAAUGAUCGUGGCGUAGUGGAGUACAAGGAGCGCGAGGAAUCAGACAGCGAAUAUGAUGAAUUUGGACGCCGCAAGAAACGUAAAAAUAAUGACAGAGGCGGCGGCGGCAGUGAACGCAGCGAUGACGAUGGGCGCGGCAGAGAUGAUGCGAAACGCACGCGACGCAGUGAUAUCGAAGGGGACGAGGAGGAGGAGGAUGACGAGGACGAUGAUGGCGAUUUGUCCAAAUAUGAUUUGUGGGGCGACAAUGAAGUGACCUCAAGCAAUGUGAAGAGCAGGGAGACAGACAAUGGGAAUAGCAACAGCAGCAGCAAGGAGAAGACAACGCCAGCUACCGCGAGCAGUAAAAGAGCAUCACGUGCCUCCACCUCGUCCAUUUCCUCUUCAUCCUCAUCAAGCUCGUCCAGUUCCAGCGACUCGUCAUCAAGCUCAACAUCAAGCAGCUCCAGCAGCAGCAGCGCUUCCCAUGGCAAGCGUGACAAGAAGCGAUCCGACACACGUUCCCGUUCACCGGUUCGGCGCUAGACUUUCAUCAAUUAUAAUCUC
This is a messenger RNA of Drosophila novamexicana, 1115 nucleotides long. RefSeq names its product zinc finger Ran-binding domain-containing protein 2. Bases 129 to 1094 code for a protein of 321 amino acids. NCBI's taxonomy places the organism in Eukaryota, Metazoa, Arthropoda, Insecta, Diptera, Drosophilidae. Gene Ontology annotation, biological process: RNA processing. The transcript is spliced from 3 exons. Gene Ontology annotation, molecular function: lipopolysaccharide binding; RNA binding. The record is from RefSeq and is a predicted model, not a curated record.